Asparagus officinalis (garden asparagus) is the source of this 3508-nucleotide messenger RNA. Its product is annotated as peroxidase 5-like. Lineage: Eukaryota; Viridiplantae; Streptophyta; Magnoliopsida; Asparagales; Asparagaceae. Gene Ontology annotation, biological process: response to oxidative stress; hydrogen peroxide catabolic process. The coding region runs from base 2230 to 3285 and encodes 351 amino acids. Gene Ontology annotation, cellular component: plant-type cell wall; plasmodesma. The transcript is spliced from 3 exons. The record is from RefSeq and is a predicted model, not a curated record. Gene Ontology annotation, molecular function: peroxidase activity; heme binding.
UAUUUAGUAAAAGGUUUGGCUUACGUGAGUAGUGCCCCAUUUGUCUGCAAAGAAACUUCACCGUAUUGUAAAGGUGGUUCAGAAUCCUUGUAUUCAUAAACGUAUAAAGUAAUGCUGAUGAAGUUUUAUUAUGGUGUUCACUCACCCAAGAUACGGGCUUUUGCAAAAUGAUACAAUAAGAGUCCUAGCAAAAUAACCUCAAACCCACUUGAGUGGGCCAAGCCCAACAGAGGCCUCGACCCCGCCGACUCAUCAAGUCGACCUUUUUUCAUGCCGAUACGAAAGGCGGGAUCAGUCGACCCUAUCGCCGAGGACGACCCACUUAGGGCACUCGACCACUCACUGGGUAAUUCUCGGAGACGACUUGAGGGACAUUCCCUGCUGUUGACUAAGUUAAGGACUCGACCCAGGCCUUAAGCCUCUCCUCCAGAGCAUAUGUCAACAUUUCAGUCCAUACCGGACAAACCUUAUUCAGAUUUUAUCCUAAUGAUCUCUGUGACUUGCCAGCUGCCCAUAUGCCUCCAUGACUUGUCAAUCACUUUCCGAAAAAUACGGAGACACCCUCUCACGUGUAGAAGUGACUUUCCUUUCAGUCGCCAGUCGACGCCUGUAAACCGAGAGACGAUUCAGUAUGCCCACGUGUUUUCUGCCACACCAUCAAUCACAUACCGGACAAACCUUAUUCAGAUUUUAGCCUAACGACCCUUGUCCUACCUGCAAAGGCAAGGGGUGGAAAAAAAUAGUAUUUGGUAAAGGGGAGUCAUUCCCGCCCUCCAAUCUCUUCUUGGAAAUUAAUGCCGAUGAUGAAGGACUUGGACAACAUUUCUUCAGAUACAGCUUACAAGCACGUGACUAUAUAAAGAAGUAAGGAUACAACCUCACGUUCGGUGAAGGUCUUCGUUUUGGUCAAGGUAUCCGAGUUCCACCCCGUCCUGCCUAUGUACCAAGAGGGAAGCCCGACAAUUAUUAUGAACAUAAGAGUGGCCUAGGCUAUGUCACUUCAUCCAACGACGAAUCUUGUUGGCAAGUUAUCAACCAGUCAUCCAAUCUUAUGGUUCGCCAUGAAAGUCCCGGCCCCACACUCCCCAUUUGGGCAUUCCUUCCUCAACCUAAUAACCUUUCCACCAUCAUCUACCUUAUAAAACUGCAGAACAGCGAGCUUCACCUGUAGCAAAUUCAUCAACAUCUUCCUUUGAGUCAUGAAUUCCCGAGAAAUCUACAAGCAUCGUCUAUUUGAUAUCUCAGAAAAGUUCAUACGUCGGCUUUUGCUAUUAGGCCUUUUACUCUUUUUUUUUAAAGUUUGUUGUCGUUUUAUUAGAGUUGUUGGGGAAAUUUCAAUAUAGGAAGAAUCAGGCUCGCAAAAAUAUAAUAAUAAUAAUUAUAAUUAUAAGGAAAUUUUAAACUUUUAUUUUUUAUUUUAAAUAAUCAAAGGAAAAUAUUGACUCCUAAGUACAGUGGAGCUUCUAAUACUUACAGGUUUGUCGAUUUGAAAUGUGAUUUCUUGUCGGACUUCUUACAUUUAUAUCGUGUUGGGUCUUCUGUCUUUUCGUAUGCGAGUUAAAUAAAUCAAUAGAAAAAUAAAAAAAGGCAAUUUCAAGUAGCGAAAUGAGAAUUUUGUAGAAAGCCAUAUUACGCCGUAUUUGAUAGUCUAUCAAGUUCCCACCUUUAUUUUUAGGAGUAUCUUUCUUGUAUGGGGUUUCGGCCUUAUGUCCCUCCUUGUAUCUUUUCCUUUCCGUAUAUAAAUAAAUAAUCAGGUCUGCCCACGACGUGCAGGAAGUUCGGCCAAUAAAAAAUGCAGGUUGAAAGAUUAAGAAGGUUAAAACUUGACAAUAAUUUUUUUUUAUUGAGAUUGCAAAUUUUUCUCAUCUAACUCAACCAUCCACCCCUUAUAUUGAACUGGUCAUGAGAACCUUCAAGUAGUGUGGAAAGAUGCAACCAAUCCAUAACAAAAACACCAUAAAUUAAGUUCUCAGAAAUUUCUCUUGUCAAUAUAAUACUUGCAUGGGUGAGAUUAAUCAAAACUUUGAGCUAAAUUUGUCAACAAAAACCCACCAAUAAUCACUAAGAUGGAGUGUAAUUGGCACAUUGUUGCAUGGAGCCAGCUUCUGAAAUUACUCUAAAUACGUCCAAUGAUUUUAGUUACUAUGAGCUAGAACCAGUCAAUAUAACAUUUUUGCACGCAUAUUGGUGUGCUUAUUAUAAGCAUCCACUUGCUCUCUUCCUCCUUAUAUGUACUCUCAUAAUGAAUAUGACUUCUCACUCAAACACAUUCAUCUUCAAGCUAUGGGCAAAGGAGCUACACAUUCAUUUAUGCUCAUUUUUAUUGCCAUUUUUGCUGCAUUUCUAGCUGAAAAAUCAUCUUCAUCCUUGGAAGCGGACUUCUAUAAAUCUACAUGCCCGCUUGCUGAGAAAAUUGUUCGAAAAAUAAUUACUAAGGCUAUUGUCAAGGAUCAUGGCUUAGCUGCUAGUCUCAUAAGGAUGCACUUCCAUGAUUGCUUUGUUAGGGGUUGUGAUGCUUCCAUCCUUCUUGAUUCAAUCCCCGGAAGCAAAUCAGAAAAGCUCAGCAUCGCCAACAAUCCAAGCCUGCAAGGCUACGAAGUCAUCGACAGAGCCAAGGCUGCAGUCGAAGCUCAAUGCCCACAAACAGUCUCAUGUGCAGACAUAAUCGCAUUUGCAGCUCGCGACAGCACGACCCUCACAGGCGGUGCAGGGUACUCAGUCCCUGCAGGCAGACGCGAUGGGAGAAUCUCCAACGAAUCAGAAGUCCUCGAAAACCUCCCCUUCCCAACUUUCACCAGCACCCAACUCAUUCAAAACUUCGCGAAAAAAGGACUCUCAGCCAAGGACAUGGUGACUCUGUCAGGAGCUCACUCCAUCGGCGUCUCCCACUGCUCUUCCUUCACUUCCAGGCUCUACAGCUUCAACUCCACUCACACUCAGGACCCUUCGAUGAAUCCCAAGUUCGCGAAAUUCCUAAAAACAAAAUGUCUGCCUAUUUCAAAAGCUGCAAAGAGAGGACUAGAUCCUUUAGUAGCAUUGGAUGUCAAGGGAGUUUAUCAUUUGGAUGUGAAGUAUUAUGAGAACUUGAUGAAGGGUAAAGGGUUGUUGAGAUCGGACCAGACAUUGGUCGAGGAUCCUUGGACUGCGUGGAUGGUCGAACGGCAUGUGGAAAGCCCGGAGGUUUGGAGGGAGGAGUUUGCGGCAGCAAUGGUCAAGAUGGGGAGAAUUGGAGUGCUUACAGGGAAUCAAGGGGAGAUAAGGAAGAACUGCAGGGUAGUUAAUUGAAAUUAGUUUGAUGUUUUUGUAUUGUGUUGUGAUUUGGUUGUGGGUUUUCUUUGAUUGCUUGAGAUUGAUUUCAUAUAUGAUUUUGUUAUCAUAUAUCAAAAGUGAUGCUAGUUUGUGAUUAAUUGUGAUGUAUAUGUUUAAGCUUUUGAUCCGCACAAAGGUAAAUCUGAAGUGUGUAAUAGAAUUGAGUAUAGAAAGGAAACUCGUUCCCCGAUAUUUUGGA